Molecule: messenger RNA, 5017 nt
Organism: Varanus komodoensis (Komodo dragon)
Lineage: Eukaryota; Metazoa; Chordata; Lepidosauria; Squamata; Varanidae
Gene: RAPGEF3
Product: Rap guanine nucleotide exchange factor 3
Exons: 28
Coding region: 492-3263 (923 amino acids)
Biological process (GO): Ras protein signal transduction; positive regulation of GTPase activity
Cellular component (GO): plasma membrane
Molecular function (GO): guanyl-nucleotide exchange factor activity
Source: RefSeq, a predicted model, not a curated record
CUCCGGAGCGGGUGUGGUGCUCCCAGCCUCUGAUGAGAGCCUUUCCAGCUUGCAGAGCCUCUGGGCAUGGGGCCAAGCACUCCCCUGGUCGCAGCCUCGGCGAUGUCUUUCCUGCUGCUGCGCCGGGAUUUCCAGAGGAGGGAAGGUGGAAGAGAAGCAAAGUGCGCGUCCCGUCCCUCUCGCCGUUCCAUGCGGGCGUGUAUCUUUCCUCGGGACUGUGUGUCAGACCAGGAAGCCAAGAGCAAGAUCCUGGUGGCUCCCGCUCGGUGCCAGCGUGCGAUCGGGCGUGCCUGUCUGCCCUCAAACGGGUUGCUUGGAAGACGCGCCGGGGCUUAACUUCCCUCCAAAUGGGAUCCGAGUUGCGUGCCUUGGCGAGCCCGCGACUCGAUGAUUCAGCUAGCCUCUUCUCCUCCUAACAGCGUCUCUUUUGCCCUCCCAAGACUGCAUGCCCCUCCCUGUGCAGGCUUCUCAAUGUGGACCCAGCACGGGACAUGAAGGUGGCCCGGAGUGGGCAGGGAAGGUGGCAUGUCGGGCUUUCACGUGGUGAUAUCUCAGAUGUGCCCCAGCUUUCCAGGGGGCUCACAGACCUCAUCUUGGACAGAAAUCUGCUCUACGUGAUUGGGGAAAAGAUGCACUUGUUCCGCAGCUGCAGCUACCAAAUCCAGCUGGAGGGGCAGGUGGGCAGUGCCCCAAGGAUCCAGGGCAUCCGAUGGACUCCUCUUCCAGACAAUGAAUCAUCCUUGGUGCCUGGCCACAGCCUAAAGCAGGUUUCAUCGAACAAAAUUCAGAGAGCAGGGAGGCUUCUCUGUGCACACUUAGUAAUCAUGUACCCAGACCUAAUCCGUGACCACAAGCACCACCUACGGCUUCACAGGCAGUGCUGCUCUGGGAAGGAGCUGGUGGAUGCGCUACUUAAUGCCAGGCUUUCUGUGCUGACCCGUAGCCAGGCCCUUGGACUUUGCCAGGUGCUGAUGGAUGAAGGAGUCCUGGCUCAUGUACGGCACGAGAGCUACUUCCAGGAUCGGGAUGCCUAUUUCUUCCGCUUUGUGGCCUUGGAGCCCAGUGCUGAAGACCGAGAUGGCGAGGAGUUACUGGAGGCUCUGGCACUGCUCACCCAACUGGGCCCCACCGCCCUGCUGACCACCAUCCUGCGCAAGCUCCCUGGCCAGCGCACAGAUGAGGAACUUGCACUGAUCUUUGAGGAGCUGCUGCAUAUCAAAGCGGUAGCUCACCUCUCCAGCUCGGUGAAGAGGGAGCUGGCUGCGGUGCUGCUGUUUGAGUCCCACACAAAGGCUGGAACUGUGUUGUUCAGCCAAGGGGAUAAGGCCACCUCCUGGUACAUCAUCUGGAAGGGAUCGGUCAAUGUCGUCACACAUGACAAGGGCUUAGUGUCCACCUUGCAUGAAGGUGAUGACUUUGGGCAGCUGGCGCUGGUGAACGAUGCCCCCCGUGCAGCAACCAUCAUCCUCCGUGAAGACAACUGCCACUUCCUGCGUGUGGACAAGCGGGACUUCAACCGCAUACUCAAGGAUGUUGAGGCCAACACCCUGAGACUGAAGGAACAUGGGGCAGUGGUGCUGGUCCUGGAGAAGAACUCCCAAGGCAAUAACUCUAGCCACCUUCCUGGGACUCCAGGGAGCAGUAGAUACUCAGUGAUGGCAGGGACCCCUGAAAAAAUACUUGACUAUCUGUUGGAAGCUAUGCGCCCAGAUGCAACGCUCAUUGACCCUCUAGACACCUUCCUUGGAGAUUUCCUCCUGACACACAACGUGUUCAUGCCAACGCCCCAGCUCUGCAGGAUUCUGCUGCAACACUUUCAUUCAGAACCUUCUGAAGGCACCGAGCAGGACAAAGCUGCCUACAUUUUGGGCAAACGACAGAAGAUCUUGUGCCUGGUGAAGCAGUGGGUGUCACUGUACGGGCGCUUGCUGCAGGUGGAAUCCAGUACCAUGGCCUUCUUGCAGAGCCUGACUGAGUGUGCAGCCCAGGAUGCUCGCCUUAGCCCGCUGCUGAAGGAGAAGAUGCAGGAUCGCCGGAGGAACCGAGUCAUGGAAAAUGGCAGUAACUGUGCUACUCCAAAGAUUCAGGUGCGAAAUGCUGUGGACUGGUUUGCCAGCCAGGAAGAACCAUUUCUGAACAGCAGCUACACCAUCCAAGCCAAGGACAAAAUCCCAUACGAUAUCUACAGGCCAGACUACACCUGCCUCACCCCAUUGCUGCCGGUGAAUGCCUCAGUGCAGGAGGUGCUUGCGUCACUGGCAGACAGCCAUGGCUGGACCAAAGACUGGAUCCUGGUCAAGCUCAAUUCAGCUGGGGAUAAGGAGGUGUUGCCCAUGGACGCCUUUGGUGUGUUUACAUCCCUGGGGUUGAAUGAGAGACUCUUUGCAGUCAGUGUUCAAGAGCUUCACAGCUUGGCCCCCCACCCUGAGCAGCUUGGCCCCACAGUAGGUUCUUCAGAAAGCUUGGAUUUCAUCAGUUCCAAGGACCUGGCCAACCAGUUCACCGAGCAUGACUGGAACCUCUUCAAAAGCAUCCAUCAGGUGGAGCUGAUCUACUACAUUUUUGGGCCCCAGAAGUUUCCCAACAAUACCACAGCCAACCUGGAGCACUUCUUGCAUCGUUUCAAUGAGCUGCAGUUCUGGAUCAUGACUGAGCUCUGCCUUUGUCCAGAUGUCAUCAAGAGAGCCCAACUGCUCCGGAAAUUCAUCAAGAUGGCUGCACACCUGAAAGACCAAAAGAACUUGAACUCCUUUUUUGCAGUGAUGUUUGGCCUGAGCCACUCCACCAUCAGCCGUCUUACCAGGACCUGGGAGAAGCUUCCACACAAGACACGAAAGUUGUACGGCACCAUGGAACGAAUAUUGGAUCCUUCCUGGAAUCACCGGGUCUAUAGGCUGGCCAUGGCCAAACUGACUCCACCCAUAAUCCCCUUUAUGCCCCUCCUUCUUAAAGACAUGACCUUCAUCCAUGAGGGCAACCGCACAUUGGUGGAAAACCUGGUCAAUUUUGAGAAGCUGCGCAUGAUGGCCAAGGCUGUUCGUCUCAUGCAUCACUGCCGGAGCCACCCCAACCUUCCACUCUCCCCCUUGCGGAGUCGUCCUCAGCACCUCCUGGAAGAAGCUCGGGGGAUGCGUGUCUCUACAUGUUCAGAGCAAUCUCUCAAUACUCGGAGCCCAGUUGUGACCUGGGCAUGCAUCCAGCACUUGAGAAUAAUUGACAACCAGAAGGAACUUUUGCGGCUCUCACGGGACCUCGAGUCCUGAUACUUGGGGAAGCUCAAGCAACAGACACCAGAUGUGUGUGUCGUCCCACGUAGGCCAAGAACUGCUAGGAAGGACACCUCCUUAUAGGGUAGCCCUGCCUUGUAGAUGAGAUAGUGGGGUGUCCCAAGCAGAGUUCUGUUGGUGGCACCCUGCAUCCUGGAACCAGGAGCGUAAGGGCUGGCUCUGUCCGGGCCCAGGGAAGUAUAUGCCCACUGCUACCAAUGGUGUUUUUGCACACUUCAGACUUUCUGACUGGAAAAGAAAAAGAAGGCUGCUGUACAGAAUACUUUGGCUGCCUUAUCGUGAAAGAGCAAAAGGCUCGCUUUUAUUACUUAUCAGUGUUCAUUGGAAAUGUGGAUUUUUAAAAAAAGCAUAUGGCAAGACUUGCUUUGGUAUCUCUGGUGGAACACCGUUUCCUCACUGGGAUUUCCUUCUCCUGCUGUUGACUAGCAUCAUAGCUCAGGGGUGGAAAACAUGCUAGACUGAGCUAGAAAUUCUAGUUUCGGUUGGCCAGCAGAUCCACUUAUAUGCCCUCUCCCUCUCCCCUCUCUGCCCCAACCUGGCCCUCCUCCAAGAGGUGGCUCCAGUGUUGCAACUGCCCAUAGAACACAAAUGGAGCAAAAUUCAUUUCCUCCACUAGAACUGAUUUACCUAACCCUGUCUACAUAUUUGGUGUUCUGCAAACAUGUUGGAUUUUGUAAGUGGUAUCCGUAGGCGAGUGCUUACCUUGAGAGAUAUGCUCAGGCUUCUCUGUCAUGUCACCAAGGAUGCUGGCAUACUUUUUCUAGACUAUGCCAUAUGAUGCUGAAAGCAACAGUCAAAACUCAGAGGCAUAUGCUUUUUGUAUUUUAUUUUUAUAUUUAUUACCAUUAUACCCCACCUUUUUUCCCUUUUGCAAGGAAUCUAAGGUGGCUUACCUCUCCUUUUAUCCUCACAGCAUUCCUGAGAGCUGGGUUCAGAUUAUGGCCAGGGACUGGCCCUACUGAGCUUUACAGCUGACGGAGGACUAGAACCUGGGUCUCCUAAGACCAUUAGUCCAACACUAACCACUCCACCAUGCUGGCUCUCUGAAUUGCAUGCCACUGCUUACAUGGACGCAGUUAGGUUAGCACUGUGGCCAUGCCUAUUUUUGAUUCUUUUUCUCCUAAUAGAACCAUCCAGACAGGAGGAGCGGGGAGGAGAGGUUUGACCCCUGGCUGCUUCUCCACCAAAAAAGCAAGGUUUAGAGUAAGCUUUGGAGUUACACAAGCUCUUCAUCAGGCAGAAUGGAAGAGAGAACAUGCCUCUGCUACACAGCAUAAAAUUAACUACGGGAGUCUUAUUAGCUAGCAAAGAGCAAACCCUCCGUGACUGGAUUCAGAGUGAGUCUGAUAUUUGCAUACUUCCUUGAGGAAGUCUUGGAACAUGAUUAUCUCUGGCCCAACAAUUUUGCAGUACCAGCACACAGACAUGCUGAUGGUAUAAUGCAGCUGUGCAUUGCCACGCUGCCCCAUGGGAAUUGUAGUUCAGUUUGGUGUCAGGAGCCCAGCUGAGGUUGGGGCAGAAACGGCUGCUUUGUCAUUCAUUACUGGUAACCACCUAGCACAAAAUCUUGUAUCUGCUGCUUGGUUAGGUCCUCAGAUGACGCGGACUGGGCAUGUCUUCCACUGGAGCAGCAGGCAGCCUACAUCUGUGCCGACUGUGCAUAGAAUGUGGUUUAAAAGCUGGGGGAAAUGGUGCUUAAACUGUAAUAAAGUCAAACAUUAUCUGCCAAA